Molecule: messenger RNA, 2824 nt
Organism: Polyodon spathula (Mississippi paddlefish)
Lineage: Eukaryota; Metazoa; Chordata; Actinopteri; Acipenseriformes; Polyodontidae
Product: lysine-specific demethylase 9-like
Exons: 7
Coding region: 31-2295 (754 amino acids)
Cellular component (GO): nucleus
Source: RefSeq, a predicted model, not a curated record
GUUUCGUGCCCUUUUAAAUGUAUUUUCAAGAUGGCGGCCCAGGACGGUGUGGUCCGCGUAAAGCAACUGGAAGAAAAAGCAAGAGGCAGCCUGGAUAAAUUUAACAAAGAGAAGAAGAAAAAGAAAAAAAGAUCGUGUUCUCCGAACGGGGAGCGGGAGAAAACGGAGAAAGAAAUAAAAAAGGUGAAGCUACACCACCACCAUCGCCAUCAUCAUCACUUACAACAACAACAACAACAACACAGUCAGCAGCAACUCCACCAUCGGAACUACUCGCAGACUGAGCACUGCCAUAGCAACAGCAAGAAAGAGUCUCUCCUGCAGGGCUCCCCGAGGAAGGUGGCCCAGGUACCGGUGGUACAGACCCAGACCCAAACUCAAACGCACUCACAGCAUCAGCCGAAGCCGCAGAAAGCGCUCCCACCAGCAGCCCCGGCUCUGUUUACCUUCUCUCCGCUCAAACUGCCCAAAGUGAAGCCAGUGCACGGCAAAGAGAAGCAUGCUCACACCCGGGAGAAAGAGAAGUACAAAGUGAAAAAGGAGAACAGCGAGGUUAACGCGAAGGAUGCCGUAAACAAAAUAAAGAAAGAGCCCCCGGAUGAAAACAGUAAAACACAAGCAGAUGACGAGUACCUGAUAAAGAAGAAGAUGAAGAAGAAAAAGAAGAGAAAACACAGAGAGGACGAGCGAGGCAAGCGGCCCAAGAUGUACAACAAGGCGGUGCAGACGGUGUGCACUCUAUGUGACGAUUCUGCACUCAAGUACCUUAAAAAAGAGCAGCUCUGCCAGACCACCGUGGGCACAGCCGGGUUCCUGACGCCCAGCGGGGUGCAGAUACCCUACCUGUCCCACCACGACCAUUCCAUCCGCAGCACCUGCUUACAGACGGGCACAAAGUACGGGCGCUUCAUCCACGAGGAGCACCAGCCCAACGGAGGGGCGUCUGUGCUCCAUGCUUACAUGGACGAACUCUCAUUCCUGUCUCCUGUGGAGAUGGAGAGCUUCGCAGAGGAGUUCUUGAGACUGACGUUUAGCGAAAGCCAGAAGAGUGCAGCCAAGUAUGCCCUGGCCAUAGUGCACGGGGCCGCUGCCUUCCUGCCAGACUUCCUGGAUUACUUCGCUUUCAACUUCCCCAGCACUCCCGUCAAAAUGGAGAUCCUGGGCAAGAAGGACAUUGAAACCACCAGUAUCACAAAUUUUCAUUCUCAGGUUAAUCGCACGUACUGCUCAGGGACUUACCGGGCUGGUGCCAUGAGGCAGAUCAGCCUCGUCGGAGCUGUGGAUGAAGAGGUCGGGGAUUACUUUCCAGAGUUUCUUGAUAUGCUGGAAGAAUCCCCCUUUUUGAAGAGGACGCUACCAUGGGGCAGUCUGUCCAGCCUUCAGCUGCAGUGCAGGUCUCAGAGUGACGAUGGACCCAUUAUGUGGGUGAGGCCAGGGGAACAGAUGAUCCCAACAGCAGACAUGCCAAAGUCCCCCUUUAAACGACGACGGUCGAUGAAUGAAAUAAAGAACCUGCAUUACUUACCUCGAGCCAGCGAGCCCCGUGAAGUACUGUUUGAAGACCGGACUCGGGCCCAUGCGGAUCACGUGGGACAAGGGUUUGACUGGCAGAGCACCGCUGCGGUGGGAGUGCUGAAGGCUGUGCAGUGUGGAGAAUGGAGUGACCGACCUCGAAUAACCAAAGAUGUGGUUUGUUUCCAUGCAGAAGAUUUUACUGAUGUCGUACAGAGAUUACAACUAGACUUGUACGAACCACCUGUGUCCCAGUGUGUUCAGUGGGUGGAUGAUGCAAAACUAAACCAGUUAAGAAGGGAAGGCAUCCGCUACUCCAGGAUCCAGUUGUAUGAUGACGACAUUUACUUCAUCCCCCGAAACGUCAUCCACCAGUUCAAAACUGUGUCUGCUGUGUGCAGCCUUGCAUGGCACGUACGACUCAAGCAAUAUCACCCUGAGAGCGAGAGCUCCUCCAGCACGGAAUGGAAAAACAACUGCACAGGAUGCAGUGAGCCUAAAGAAACCGAGGCCAAAGUGUCGUGCCCAGCGUCAAAACCAGAACCUGAAGCUGUGGAUGUAAAAUACCUUUUUUCUGUUCCAAAGCCACAGGUACAGAAACCAGUAACCCCACAGCACUCCACAGCAACAGGGAAGGCAUACCGUCAACCAGUAAUGGCCACCAAAACAGCAGCAGCUCCUCCUGUGGUAUUGCAGCCUGAAACUUUGUCAUCGACAGUGCCUUCCCAUGACCUAGACUCUCCACGACACCUUACAGCCUGCCUCCAACACUGUGCACAGUAGCUUGCUUACAGCCUGCCUCCAACACUGUGCACAGUAGCUUGCUUUAUAUUGUAUAUUAUUGUACAGUAUAUUGUUUGUGAAGUUUUAUUGGGGGGCGGGCGUAUUUAAAAGUAAAUAAUCGCGAGGGGUUCUGCAGAUUGAUGAGAUUUCAUAAGCACGUGGCCCUUUUUAUACAGAUACAUAGAGAACUCGGCUCAAACUUCCAUGCAGCAAUGAAAGGUGCUGUAGUGUGUCUAAUAGUGCUCUAUUUUCAAAUUGAAGGCUAGAGCCUGACCAAGCUUUUGUAGAAUGUAGCACCCACUUCAUGGGAGAAUGUUUGAAUAGGCAGUUUCAUAUUGCAUGAAGUCUAAUCAAGAGUUUUCAGUAUACUUGCAAUACCAAGUAAAAUGAAAGUUAAAGCCAUGGGUCAGAGACACUUUGGUUUUACAUUAGUAGGAUCAUGUACUGAAAGGUGUACAGUGCCGUGAAAAAGUAUUUGCCCCCUGUCUGAUUUUCUGCAUUUUUUUUACAUUGAAUUUGGUCAGAUCUU